GGACAGAAGUGCCCAGUGCUACUGGUGUAGAUCAUCCAAGAAGAUGGCAUUGAAGACAGAGGAAAUCAAAGUCCCAUCAAGCUGAAGCAGACAGAGACAGAAAGGGGAAGGAGCCAAAACAAAAAGAAAGCAGGAAAGAGGAAGAAAACAAUUAUGCCAAGACCGUAAGAAAUGGGUGACUGGAGUUUCUUGGGGAACAUUUUAGAGCAGGUGAACGAGCAGUCCACUGUCAUCGGGAGAGUUUGGCUCACAGUGCUCUUCAUUUUCCGCAUCCUGAUCCUGGGCACGGCCGCCGAGCUCGUGUGGGGGGACGAGCAGUCAGACUUUGUGUGCAACACCCAGCAACCUGGUUGUGAGAAUGUCUGCUACGAUGAGGCCUUCCCCAUCUCCCACAUCCGCCUCUGGGUCCUGCAGAUCAUCUUUGUGUCCACGCCUUCGCUGAUGUACUUCGGGCAUGCCGUGCACCACGUCCGCAUGGAGGAGAAGAGGAAAGAGAGGGAGGAAGCUGAGAGGCGCCAGCAAGCUGAGGUGGAUGAAGAGAAGCUGCCCCUGGCUCCAAACCAAAACAAAGGCAACAACCCUGAUGGAACCAAGAAGUUUCGCCUGGAAGGUACUCUCCUGAGAACCUACAUCUUCCACAUCAUUUUCAAAACCCUCUUUGAGGUGGGAUUCAUAGUAGGUCAGUACUUCCUGUAUGGCUUCCGAAUUCUCCCCCUUUACCGCUGCGGGCGGUGGCCCUGUCCCAAUCUUGUGGACUGUUUUGUCUCCAGGCCCACGGAGAAGACCAUCUUCAUUAUGUUCAUGCUGGUGGUGGCUUCCGUGUCCCUCUUCCUCAACCUGGUGGAGAUCAGUCAUUUGAUCUUGAAAAGGAUCCGGAGGGCUCUGAGGAGGCCGGCAGAGGAGCAGCUUGGAGAGGUCCCCGAGAAGCCCCUCCACGCCAUCGCAGUCCCCUCCAUCCCAAAGGCCAAAGGCUACAAGCUGCUGGAGGAAGAGAAGCCAGUGUCCCACUAUUUCCCUCUCACGGAAGUAGGGGUUGAGCCCAGCCCCCUUCCAUCAGCCUACAACGAGUUUGAGGAGAAGAUUGGGAUGGGACCACUGGAAGAUCUCUCCAGGGCAUUCGAUGAGAGGUUACCGUCGUACGCGCAAGCAAAGGAACCAGAAGAGGAGAAGGUACGAGCAGAGGAGGAGGAACGAGAGGAGGAGCAUCCAGGGCCUCAGGAGGAGCCAGGGGUGAAGAAAGCAGAAGAAGAGGCGGGGAGAGAUGAAGUGGAAGGGCCUUCAGCACCUGCUGAGCUUGCCGCUGAUAUGAGACCCCUGAGCAGGCUAAGUAAAGCCAGCAGCCGGGCCAGGUCAGAUGAUUUGACUGUAUGAAGGUGCAGGAUGCGGGGAGCACAUGAAAAGGAAAAGGUUGAAGAGAAAAGGAGAGAUAGAGAAAGAAUCAAAAGAUAUUUUUAAGCAAAGUGCUAAAAUGGCCACUUGAAUAUUAUUUCCUUUUAUGAUUCUCAACUGGAAAGGUACUACCAUGGUAACAGUGCCUUAUUUGCCCCAUAUGUCCCUGUAUUUCCCCAUGCCAGCUCACUCCUUACAGUAAUAUCUACACUGUACACAUAACUGAUGUAUUUUAAAGCCUAACACGGCAGUGAUACCCAAAUGUUGCCACUGUGAUCACAUUUACUGAAAGCCUUGUGUUCCACGUUUCUCUAGGAAUGUGGGGCGGAUCUGUCUUUCAGCCAGUGAGGGGAAAGACUCAUCAACAACUGUAUCUAGUCUUUCUCUUUCUAUUUCCACCUUUGGCUCACUGAGCAGAUCUCCCCUUUGCUGUUGGCAUGGAGUUGCAGUUAUUUAAUUCACAAAGUGAAUUCUAUGCUUGGCAUCAACACACUAAAAUACUAAGCCCAACUUCCCUUCUUUAUUCAGAAAAUAAAGGCAAAAAUGUUCCAAAUUUCUCUGUGAAUGCAUAUCUGAGUUAGGUAAAUAUAUUUUCCCCGGUGAAAAAUAUUUCUGCUCUGCAAGUGAUAGUGACAGUGGGCAAGGUUAACAGUAGGUCUUUACUAGGACUUAGCACAUGCCCAGAGAUGGAUUAUUUGCUCCCAAUAGGGUCAUCCAGCCCUGAGACUAGUUCAGAACACUGGAAAGAUUAAUUCAAGUGAUAUUUUUUACUUGUAGCCUUGUGACUUAAAGAUUUGAAACUAGAUUUAGCCAAGCAAGAGGGAAAAAAAAAUUUCUGAGAAAGGAGGGGACAGCUAUAGCCCCCAGAGCAUAAAACCAAAUACAAGCCUUCAGGAAUGAUCCUGACAAGUGUUCAGUUCCUGGAGCUUCCAGGCUCCCAGGCACUCAGCAAAUCUCAGGUACAGAGUCCUGAAGGCACCUGUGAACCUAAACCAGGGGUCUGGGUAACUAUGUGACUUUUUAAACUUCUAAAUACAAAACUGGUUGGUCAAGUUUGAAAAGACUGAUAUGGUCUUGACAGCCUUUGUUUUUAAUUUGACAGACAGGAGCCAUUCAGUGGGCUACUUCUCCUUGAAAUGCCAAAGUCUCAGUCAAGUAAGAAAAUGCCUUUCAAAAGAUGACUUAGACCUUUUGUGCCAACAGGUCUGUACAGAAGUCUCAGACUCAGAAAAAUCUUUUUUUACAGAAGGCAGAAAAUGAUGUGCUUGCAAAUGUUUAGAUGUCUAAUAUAGAUUUCUAAUUUUAGGACUACAGCAGCAACUCUUGGCUGGGACAGUGCAGCAAUGCGUUCAAAAGCUUCAGGUUAACAGCUCUGUCCCCCCAAAACUGAGCCCCAUGCCAAAAAAGUGCAGGUAUGCACUCUGCUCUGCAAACCUCAGACCCUGCCAUCUCAGCAAAUUCUUUCUGCUGGGCUGCAGCCCAUCCCAUUGUUCCCAGGGCAGGCUCUAAUCCAGGUCAGGGAAAAAAAGGUCUUUGGCACAAUGCAUCAAACUCAUCCCGCCAUCAGCUAGAAAAGCCCCCCUGCGGCCUCCCAUUGUGGCAGGUCUGACUCAAAGCCCAGGAGAGGCAAUGGGAGUCUGUGAGAGCCCUGGGCAGGCUUGGGCCCUGCCCCAGCCCCAGAACAGUCAGUCCUGAUCCCACCCCUUUGGUGGAGUUCCCUGCCUGGCCGGACUUCACUGCAGAGUGACGAUAAGCUGUACAUAUGUAGAAAGUUUGUAGGGUGC
Molecule: messenger RNA, 3173 nt
Organism: Zonotrichia leucophrys gambelii
Lineage: Eukaryota; Metazoa; Chordata; Aves; Passeriformes; Passerellidae
Gene: GJA8
Product: gap junction protein alpha 8
Exons: 2
Coding region: 172-1371 (399 amino acids)
Biological process (GO): cell-cell signaling; gap junction-mediated intercellular transport
Cellular component (GO): connexin complex
Molecular function (GO): gap junction channel activity
Source: RefSeq, a predicted model, not a curated record